UCUCUCUCUCUCUGAUAAAAGCCUCGCCUUUGGUUAGUUUUAAGUGAGUCCUCUCCCGUCGUCGGCUUCGACAAAAUUUCCUCGGUUUCAUGACUCUUUUCUGCCAUCGCCAUGGAAUCUAGGCCACAGCAAGGAGCCAGCAAUCCUCCACCAAAACCUUGGGAACGAGCAGCUACCUCGUCUGGUCCUGCACCUUUUAGACCUUCAUCACCUGGAAGCACAAGUGAUGUAGUUGAAGCUUCAGGAACUGCAAAGCCUGGAGAAAUUGUUUCAACUGCUGAUAGAAACACCACUGUAAACAGAAAUACUCUAGGUAGGCCUGUACCCACCAGGCCAUGGGAGCAGAACUAUGGAAGCAGUUAUGGAGGUUAUGGUUCAGGUCUAAACUAUAACUCAGGCUAUGGAUCUGGAAUGUAUGGGUCAUAUGGUGGAUAUGGAGGAAUGCAAGGUGGUGGGAUGUAUGGUAAUACCAUGUACAGAGGAGGGUAUGGUGGCCUUUAUGGAGGUUCAGGAAUGUAUGGUGGAAUGUACAAUGGUGGCCUUGGCGGCCCAAUGGGUGGUUAUGGGAUGGGCAUGGGUGGUCCUUAUGGUGAUCAAGAUCCAAAUAAUCCUUUUGGUGCACCUUCAUCACCACCAGGCUUUUGGGUUUCCUUUCUUCGUGUGAUGCACGGUGUGGUGACAUUUUUUGGUCGGAUUUCAAUUCUCAUAGACCAGAACACACAGGCAUUCCACAUGUUCAUGACUGCACUUCUUCAGCUCUUUGAUCGAUCUGGGAUGUUGUAUGGGGAGCUUGCAAGGUUUGUAUUAAGGUUGCUGGGAAUCAGAACAAAGCCCAGGAAAGUUCAUCCGCCUGGCCCACACAAUCCCCAAGGUGGUCAGAACCUCAUCGAGGGACCAAAAAUUGCUCCAAGUAAUUCAUGGGACACUGUUUGGGAAAAUGAUGCUGGCAAAUGAAUAAUGUGCUCCUGCCAAAACCAAAAGAAAUGCUGAGAUUGCACCCUGUACAGAGGUGAGAACCAACUCUACUGUUGCUUUGCAUUGAUUCAAACUUUUUCCAGGUAGAGUUCUGAUUUGCGGAGGAAACAGAUCCAUUUUUACUCUGUUUAAGUGUCAAUGAAUGGGGAAUACACACACAAGAUGUGAUCUUAAAAUUUACGCCGGUUUUGUUUGGAACAUUGGGAGAGAUUCCUCGUAGAAAGCAUAAUUGUCUGCACUAGUUUUUAGUUUCUACAUGUUGAAUGUAUACUUGUUCUUCUUCCAAAUUGAAAUUCCAGUUGUUGUAUAAUAAGUCAACACAUGUCAGCUUGCCAAUAAUUUGUCUUUUUGCUGGAUUCGACGGGAUAAAACCCUUCUCCUCAAUUCAAUAUCUUGUCCUGGGUCAAUUCUUUUUCUUUUAA
Nelumbo nucifera (sacred lotus) is the source of this 1397-nucleotide messenger RNA. RefSeq names its product peroxisomal membrane protein 13-like. Lineage: Eukaryota; Viridiplantae; Streptophyta; Magnoliopsida; Proteales; Nelumbonaceae. Gene Ontology annotation, cellular component: peroxisomal membrane; peroxisome; peroxisomal importomer complex. The record is from RefSeq and is a predicted model, not a curated record. Gene Ontology annotation, biological process: protein import into peroxisome matrix, docking.